AUGGCAUCUCCAUUCUUCUUCAUCAACAAGAAAUCAGGAGAUCUACAACCAUGCCAAGACUACAGGAAACUCAAUGAUGCCACCAUCAAGAACACCUACCCCAUUCCACGAGUAGAAGAUCUACUAGAUCAUAUCACCUCUGCCAAAUCCACCAUGUUCACCAAGCUUGACUUAUGUGCAGGAUACAACAAUGUACGUAUCAAAGAAGGUGACAAAUGGAAGGGAGCUUUCAUUACUCCACAAGAGUUAUUCGAGCCAACAGUCAUGUUUUUUGGAAUGACAAAUUCCCUGGCAACCUUCCAAGCUAUGAUGGAUGGCAUCUUUGCAGAUUUACUACUAGAAGGAUGGUUGGUAAUCUACAUAUAUGACAUUCUGAUCUACUCUACCGAUCAUGCAGAACAUCAACAAUGCACUCAAAUGGUUCUCCAGCAUCUGAAAGAAUCAAAUCUGUUCCUCAAACCAGAGAAGUGUUUCUUUGACGUAUCUGAAGUAGAAUUUCUAGGGUUGAUUCUUCGACCAAGUCAAAUUGGAAUGGCCAAGGAUAAGGUGUCAGCAGUACUCAAUUGGCCAAAGAUCGACAGCAUUAAAGCACUACAACAGUUCCUAGGCUUUGCCAAUUUCUACCAAUGA
Messenger RNA from Fibroporia radiculosa, 630 nucleotides. RefSeq lists its product as uncharacterized. NCBI's taxonomy places the organism in Eukaryota, Fungi, Basidiomycota, Agaricomycetes, Polyporales, Fibroporiaceae. The transcript has a single exon. The record is from RefSeq and is a predicted model, not a curated record. The coding region runs from base 1 to 630 and encodes 209 amino acids.